AUGGCCGCCGCCUCUCCGCCGCCUUCCCGCGGCCGGGCCGCGCCCCGCACAGCCGCCACAGCGGCCCCCGGCGGCGCCCCGCGGCACGGCCCGGCCCCACGGCCCCGCCCACGGCCCGGCCCCACGGCCCGGCCCCACGGCCCCGCCCACGGCCCGGCCCCACGGCCCGGCCCCACGGCCCGGCCCCACGGCCCCGCCCACGGCCCGGCCCCACGGCCCGGCCCCACGGCCCCGCCCCACGGCCCGGCCCCACGGCCCCGCCCCACGGCCCCGCCCAUGGCCCGGCCCACGGCCCGGCCCCACGGCCCGGCCCCACGGCCCCGCCCCACGGCCCGGCCCCACGGCCCCGCCCACGGCCCGGCCCCACGGCCCCGCCCACGGCCCCGCCCACGGCCCGGCCCCACGGCCCGGCCCCACGGCCCCGCCCCACGGCCCGGCCCCACGGCCCGGCCCCACGGCCCCGCCCCACGGCCCCGCCCCACGGCCCGGCCCCACGGCCCGGCCCCACGGCCCCGCCCCACGGCCCGGCCCCACGGCCCGGCCCCACGGCCCCGCCCACGGCCCGGCCCCACGGCCCCGCCCACGGCCCGGCCCCACGGCCCCGCCCACGGCCCGGCCCCACGGCCCCGCCCCACGGCCCCGCCCCACGGCCCCGCCCCACGGCCCCGCCCCACGGCCCGGCCCCACGGCCCCGCCCACGGCCCCGCCCCACGGCCCCGCCCCACGGCCCGGCCCCACGGCCCGGCCCCACGGCCCCGCCCCACGGCCCGGCCCCACGGCCCCGCCCACGGCCCGGCCCCACGGCCCCGCCCACGGCCCGGCCCCACGGCCCGGCCCCACGGCCCCGCCCACGGCCCGCGGGCACCGCCGGGCACAGCCCCGGGGCGGCCGGGCUCUCCGUCUGAAACAGCUUAG
Messenger RNA from Corvus hawaiiensis (hawaiian crow), 915 nucleotides. RefSeq names its product extensin-like. The transcript has a single exon. The record is from RefSeq and is a predicted model, not a curated record. Lineage: Eukaryota; Metazoa; Chordata; Aves; Passeriformes; Corvidae. Bases 1 to 915 code for a protein of 304 amino acids.